ACGCACACCCCCUCCCCUGCCUCCCUCCCCGCGCGCCGCCCGCCCCGCCGGCCCCGCUCGCCCUCGCGCGCUCGGAAGGGAGUCGCGAGACGUCGGAGCGGCGGCCACGUAGCGCUGCGGCGGCGGCGGCGGCGGCGGCGGCGGCGGCCGAGGCCGGGUCUGUGGAGCGGCCCUGAGGACAGACGUUGGGCGGGGGGGAGGGGCCGGCCCGGCCGGCGGUUGUUACUCGAGCGCCGCGGCUACAGGCCCCCCGCCGCAGGGAUGGACCGCCGAGGCGGCGGUCGGGGCGGCGGAGGCGGAGGCGGCCGGCCAGGAUAAGAUGGUCCAAGUCAUCUGCAGCUCUCCUCAAAAGAAAAGUCACUAGUGCUCUGCUCUUGCCGUCAUACCAAACCUUCUGACUUAUGCUUUGGUGCUGCCACACUGGAAGAAUUGCAUACAGCCUCCAGAAACACCUUUUUUUUUUUUUUUUUUUUUUUUUUUUUUUUUUUUUUUCAUUUGAGUGAUUCUUUGUGGAUGGAAAAAAAUUGGAGUCUUAAUAAUUACCCUGUUUUGAAGCGAUUUCUCUACAGUCUGAACUGCGUCCUCCCUCGGGCCCCUGACCCAUGAGCCACACAGCCAGCUCUCGUCAGGGGCUGGGGGACAGCUGCGCCGUGCCUGCAGCAGGAAUGGCACAGGAAGACAGCCGUCGUGCUCCAGUGCCGCCUACCUUUUAUCAUGGUGCCAACCAAGAACUUGACCUGUCCACCAAAGUGUACAAAAGGGAGUCAGGAAGUCCUUACUCGGUGUUAGUGGACACCAAGAUGAGCACGCCGCAUCUCCACGAAGCGGAGGAACAGCCGUAUUUCAGGGAACCAAGGGCAGUGUCUGACGUGCGCGCUGUCAAAGAAGACCGGGAGAAUUCUGAUGACACGGAAGAGGAGGAGGAGGAGGAGGAGGAAGUCUCUUACAAAAGGGAGCAGAUCAUAGUGGAGGUAAACCUUAAUAAUCAAACAUUAAAUGUAUCUAAAGGGGAAAAGGGUGUCUCUUCUCAGUCCAAAGAGACUCCUGUUCUUAAGACAAGCAGUGAGGAGGAGGAGGAGGAGAGUGAGGAAGAGGCCACCGAUGACAGCAAUGACUACGGUGAGAACGGAAGGCAGAAGAAGAAGGAGAAGACGGCGGAGAAGGCCAGCGUCACCCAAAGGAGAACCAGGAGAGCCGGCUCCGUGGCUGCGGCGACCACGUCCCCGACUCCCAGGACUACGAGAGGGAGGAGGAAGAGUGCAGAGCCGCCCAAGCGUAAGAAGCGGGCCGCCAAGGAGCCCAGAGCGCCCGUCCAGAAAGCUAAGUGCGAAGAGAAAGAGACUCUGACCUGUGAGAAGUGCCCCAGGGUGUUUAAUACACGCUGGUACCUGGAGAAGCACAUGAACGUUACUCACAGGCGCAUGCAGAUUUGUGAUAAGUGUGGCAAGAAGUUUGUCCUGGAAAGUGAGCUGUCCCUUCACCAGCAAACAGACUGUGAAAAAAAUAUUCAGUGUGUUUCCUGUAACAAAUCAUUCAAGAAACUCUGGUCCCUUCAUGAGCACAUCAAGAUUGUCCAUGGAUAUGCAGAAAAGAAGUUUUCCUGUGAAAUUUGUGAGAAGAAAUUCUAUACCAUGGCUCAUGUGCGGAAACACAUGGUUGCACACACGAAAGACAUGCCAUUUACAUGCGAAACCUGUGGAAAAUCGUUCAAACGCAGCAUGUCUCUCAAGGUGCACUCCUUGCAGCAUUCUGGAGAGAAGCCCUUCAGAUGCGAGAACUGUGACGAGAGGUUCCAGUACAAGUACCAGCUGCGCUCCCACAUGAGCAUCCACAUCGGCCACAAGCAGUUCAUGUGCCAGUGGUGCGGCAAGGACUUCAACAUGAAGCAGUACUUCGACGAGCACAUGAAGACACACACUGGAGAGAAACCCUUUAUCUGUGAAAUCUGUGGCAAAAGCUUCACCAGCCGCCCCAACAUGAAGAGGCACCGCCGAACUCACACAGGCGAGAAGCCCUAUCCGUGCGACGUGUGUGGCCAGCGGUUCCGCUUCUCCAACAUGCUCAAGGCCCACAAGGAGAAGUGCUUUCGGGUGACCAGCCCCGUGAACGUGCCGCCUGCUGUCCAGAUCCCACUUACGACGUCCCCGGCCACCCCAGUUCCGUCUGUGGUGAACACCCCCGCCACCCCCACCCCUCCGAUCAGUAUGACUCCCGUGAGCACUCUCCCCCCGCGGCCCAUCCCCCACCCCUUCUCGCACCUCCACAUCCACCCACACCCCCACCACCCACACCACCUCCCCAUCCCUCCGGUCCCCCACCUCCCCCCGCCUCCAGCUCUCUUUAAGAGCGAGCCCUUAAAUCACAGAGGCCAGGGUGAGGACAACUUCCUGCGGCACCUGGCGGAGAAGAACAGCUCCGCGCAGCAUCACUAA
This is a messenger RNA of Lontra canadensis (Northern American river otter), 2432 nucleotides long. RefSeq names its product zinc finger protein 652 (gene ZNF652). The coding region runs from base 603 to 2432 and encodes 609 amino acids. Gene Ontology annotation, biological process: regulation of transcription by RNA polymerase II. The transcript has 6 exons. NCBI's taxonomy places the organism in Eukaryota, Metazoa, Chordata, Mammalia, Carnivora, Mustelidae. Gene Ontology annotation, molecular function: RNA polymerase II cis-regulatory region sequence-specific DNA binding; DNA-binding transcription activator activity, RNA polymerase II-specific. Gene Ontology annotation, cellular component: nucleus. The record is from RefSeq and is a predicted model, not a curated record.